Populus euphratica (Euphrates poplar) is the source of this 1362-nucleotide messenger RNA. RefSeq names its product lichenase-2. The record is from RefSeq and is a predicted model, not a curated record. Lineage: Eukaryota; Viridiplantae; Streptophyta; Magnoliopsida; Malpighiales; Salicaceae. The transcript is spliced from 2 exons. The coding region runs from base 228 to 1253 and encodes 341 amino acids. Gene Ontology annotation, molecular function: hydrolase activity, hydrolyzing O-glycosyl compounds. Gene Ontology annotation, biological process: carbohydrate metabolic process.
UCAAAACAGAGUAGCAAGCAAAGAGGAAAAUCUCUGCUUAGACGACAUAAAGAAACAAGAAUCUUUACCACAGCAGAAAUAUUUAUCUGUUUAGGUCCUUCAAUUCCCUGUUUGACCUCUAGACAAAAUAUUUGCUCUACAAUUCUUGGUCCUGUCGGUAUAGACACACACACACAUUCUUAGCUCUGUCUCUCUCAGUUUUCAGAAUAAGACAAAGUUAGGUCUUGAUGGAGUCCCCGCCGUGUAAAGCAAUCUUUCUAGUGGCAACAACAUUGCUGGUCCUUUUGCAGAUUCCGUUUAUCAGUGCAAUUGGUAUUAAUUAUGGACUGAAUGGAGACAAUCUUCCAGCCCCACCAGCAGUUGUAGACCUUUAUGACCGAUGCCACAUUCCAUCUGUUCGGCUCUUCGAACCAAGACCAGAGGUGCUUCAAGCAUUGAGAGGGAAGCCCUUACAAGUUAUUCUGGGUACAAGAAACGAGGACAUACAAAGCCUUGCAACAACCCUUGAUGCAGCUAAUUCAUGGGUCGCCGCUAAUAUUGUCCCCUACAGAUCUGAUGUUAACUUUACUUACAUUACAGUAGGCAACGAGGCGAUUCCAGGGGCUAUGUCACAAUAUAUCGCACAAGCCAUUGCCAACAUGUAUACCGCACUUGCCGAUGCAGCCAUUACUUAUAUUAAAGUGUCGACUGUUGUUCCGGGAAGUUCACUUUCAAUCUCUUACCCUCCAUCAGCUGGUGCUUUCACUAAUGAAGCAGCUGCUGCUAUAAGUCGCAUUGCACCUAUUUUGUUGAAUCACGGAGCAUCCCUCAUGCUCAACGUGUACCCUUAUUUUGCCUAUGCCUCGGACACAAAUAGUAUGUCAUUGGACCAUGCCUUACUUACGCCGGGGGCUCCGCUAGUCGGCGAUCAAAACCUCGUGUAUGACAAUAUCUUUGAUGCCAUGGUUGAUGCAUUUUAUGCAGCUUUGGAGAAGAUUAGCGAGCCUGGUCUUACGGUUGUUAUAUCUGAGAGUGGCUGGCCUACUGCUGGGAAUGAACCUAUCACAAGUCCAGAAAAUGCACGUACAUAUAACAGAAACUUAUUGAAUCAUGUACAGGAAGGAAGAGGCACUCCACGGCGGCCAGGCCAACCUCUUGAUGUCUACUUUUUUGCAAUGUUCAAUGAGGAUCUGAAGCAGGCUGGGAUUGAGCAGCAUUGGGGUUUCUUCUAUCCAAAUAUGCAGCCUGUUUAUCCAUUUUGGCAAUGCUCGUGAACGAAACCAUCGCAUAAGCUAUAGUACUAUUACGCUCUCGAUUUAUUUUUAUCUUCAAAAUAUCUUUCAUGAUUAAUUAUGUACCAUGGAAAGUUUUUUUCCGUCAGCC